Molecule: messenger RNA, 3220 nt
Organism: Eleginops maclovinus (Patagonian blennie)
Lineage: Eukaryota; Metazoa; Chordata; Actinopteri; Perciformes; Eleginopidae
Product: calpain-1 catalytic subunit-like
Exons: 22
Coding region: 163-2277 (704 amino acids)
Biological process (GO): proteolysis
Cellular component (GO): cytoplasm
Molecular function (GO): calcium ion binding; calcium-dependent cysteine-type endopeptidase activity
Source: RefSeq, a predicted model, not a curated record
CUCCUCCUGAGGCCGGUCUACCCCGCAGUGUGCAGCGGAGAGAGGGCUGGACCUGCACUCCUCCUGUCUAUCAAACAACCACUGCCCCCCUGUGACAGAUUUACACGAUUAUCACAAUCCGAGCAAUUUUGAAGGAGCGGCAAAUUCCCUUCAAGGCGGUGUAUGUAUCCAGUUGGAGGGAUGUCCGCUGUCAUACAGGCCAACAGGCUGCGAGCAGAAGGCAUGGGCACCAAUGAGCACGCUGUGCCCUUCUCCAACCAGGACUAUGAGGCUCUAAAGCAGCAAUGUGUGGAGUCCGGCUGCCUGUUUGAGGACGACUGUUUCCCCGCUGAGCCUCCAUCCCUGGGCUUCAAGGAACUCGCCCCCUAUUCCUCCAAAACCAGGGAUGUGGAGUGGAUACGCCCCACAGAACUGACUGAUGACCCUCAGUUCAUUGUGGGUGGUGCCAGCAGGACUGACAUAUGUCAAGGAGCACUGGGUGAUUGCUGGCUCUUGGCAGCCAUCGCCUCUCUCACCCUGAACGAGAGGCUUCUUCACCGGGUCGUCCCACAUGGACAGUCUUUUCAAGACGACUAUGCUGGAAUCUUCCACUUUCAGUUCUGGCAGUUCGGCGAGUGGGUAGAUGUUGUGAUUGAUGACAGAUUGCCUGUCAAAGACGGAGAGCUGAUGUUCGUCCAUUCUGCUGAAGGCAACGAAUUCUGGAGUGCACUCCUAGAGAAGGCUUACGCAAAGUUGAGUGGAUCCUACGAGGCUCUGUCUGGAGGGAGCACCACUGAAGGGUUUGAAGACUUUACAGGUGGUGUGUCUGAGAUGUACGAGCUGCGCAAGGCCCCCAGAGAUCUGCACAGGAUCAUUGCUAAAGCCCUGGAGAGAGGCUCUCUGCUGGGUUGCUCCAUCGAUAUCACCAGUGCCUUCGACAUGGAGGCUGUUACAUUCAAGAAGCUUGUGAAGGGCCACGCCUACUCAGUCACCGGACUGAAGGAGGUUGAUUUCCAAGGUAACAUGGAGCGCCUAAUCAGAAUACGUAACCCUUGGGGACAGGUGGAGUGGACUGGUGCCUGGAGUGACAAUUCCCCUGAAUGGGAUGAGAUUGACCCUUCUGAACGAGAGGACCUGCAUCUUAAGAUGGAAGAUGGGGAGUUUUGGAUGUCCUUCAAUGAGUUCAAGAGGCAGUUUUCUCGGCUAGAGAUCUGUAACUUGACUCCCGACGCUCUGAGUGAUGACGGUCUCAGCCACUGGAACACCAUGAAGUUUUACGGCGCAUGGAGGAGAGGCAGCACUGCCGGAGGCUGCAGGAACAAUCCCAACACGUUUUGGAUCAACCCUCAGUACAAGAUCACCUUGCUGGAGGAGGAUGAUGACCCAGAGGACGAUGAGGUGGCGUGCAGUUUUUUGGUAGCUCUCAUGCAGAAGGACCGCCGCAAGUAUCGCCGCCAGGGUCAGGACACGCACACCAUUGGAUUUGCUCUUUAUGAGAUUCCAGAAGAGUACAGAGGCUGCACGAAUGUCCAUCUGAAGAAGAAUUUCUUCCUGAGCCAUUCAUCGUGUGCUCGCUCUGAGACAUUCAUUAACCUGCGAGAGGUGAGCACACGGCUGCGUCUUCCCCCAGGAGAAUACCUCAUCGUCCCCUCCACCUUUGAGCCCAGUCAGGAAGCGGACUUUGUCCUCAGAGUCUUCACUGAGAAGCAAUCGGAAACAGAAGAACUGGAUGAUGAAAUCUCUGCAGAUUUUGGAGAGGAAGAAGAAAUAACUGAAGACGACAUUGAUGACUCUUUCAGGUCCAUGUUCGCACAGCUGGCAGGAGAGGACAUGGAGAUUUCUGUUCACGAGCUUCGAACCAUUCUCAACAGAGUCGUUACCCGGCACAAAGAUCUGAAGACUGAUGGCUUCAGUUUGGAAUCAUGCAGGACCAUGGUCAACCUGAUGGACAAAGACGGUAGUGCUCGUUUAGGGCUGGUCGAGUUUCAGAUCCUCUGGAACAAGAUCCGAAAGUGGCUGGUCAUUUUCAGAGACUUUGACCUGGACAAGUCCGGGGCCAUGAGCUCAUAUGAGAUGCGUCUUGCCGUCGAGGGAGCCGGUUUCAAACUGAAUAACAGACUGAACCAGAUUCUAGUAGCCCGCUAUGCGGAGAACGAGAUGGUCGACUUUGACAACUUCAUCUGCUGCUUGGUCAAGCUGGAAGCUAUGUUCAGGUCCUUCCAGCAGUUCGACAAGGAUGGAUCAGGAGAGGCGGAGAUGAAUGUAACAGAGUGGCUUUACCUGACAAUGUGUGGUUGAAAGGACCAUCUUCUCUGGAGCAGUAAAGGUAGAGUGGCUGCAGAUUGCCAUAAACCUGGAGAAAUGAAGACCCCUCAGCCUUAGCAACCCAUCAAUCCUUUAACACAUCCCACCUCAGCGUAUGUAAAGUAGUAAAAUAGCUUUUUAAUGGGAAACCAAAGUCUUAUCAAGUCAAGUGGCUCCCGGCUGAAUUUAAGAAUCUAUGCAAACCUACUCUAUGAAGCAAUCACUGUGCCACAUGGCUCUGUGACCUCUGUAGCAUGAUUCACUGCAUGACAAUAAUCACUAGCUGUAAUGUGUAUUGUUGCAAGUUGAUUUUGGAUUUCUUCAUUUUACGAUCACUGUCUGUAUGAAUGAUGUACUUACAAUAGUUUCACUGCUCAAAAUCUCACUAAAAGCUUUCAUUAAGGAACACGAAAAACAGAAGUAAUCUAAAGAUUGUUGUUACUGUAAAGAUUUAAAAGGUGAAGCCUUAUAGGUACUCAUGAUUAUUCUGCAUUCAGGUUUCCGUUUUGCCCUGAUUGUUGAAAAGGAAAUGAUACCCUCAGUUUUUAGUUGGUAGUUUCAUUCUUGCACCUGCAGACGGCAGUACAGACCUAAUAUAAUGUCAAUGUCUUUUGUCUGGCAUAUGAUUCUAAAGUUUAGCUUGUUAAUAUUACAAGUAUUUUUCUUUUAUUGAAGUUGAAGCACAGCAGCUAACUUUUUUUUUUAGUUCUACUGUAUGGUUUUUAUUUUGCACUGACAUUUUAGUUGAAGGAUGAUGCUACUGAGGUUGAAAUACUGUAUUUCAGUCCACUGAAGGGACAUUCACUGGGAUCACAUGACACUAUAUGCCUUAUACACACACACCAUGGUGUUAUAAACAGCAAAUGAAAAUAUGCCAGUCAUGUGUUUUACGUUGUGGAUGUAUGUUGUGCCUUCAAUAAAUAUUUCCCUCAUAGAA